This is a messenger RNA of Epithele typhae, 906 nucleotides long. RefSeq lists its product as uncharacterized. The record is from RefSeq and is a predicted model, not a curated record. The coding region runs from base 1 to 906 and encodes 301 amino acids. The transcript is spliced from 6 exons. Lineage: Eukaryota; Fungi; Basidiomycota; Agaricomycetes; Polyporales; Epitheliaceae.
AUGAACUCCCGGGAUCCGCCGCCUUCUUACCGGUCCACUUACAGUGUCUCUCACUCAGUCAGCGACCGAUCAUCCCUUCUGGGCAGCAAGUACAAUGGCGAAGAAUUUUCCACCGUUACUCUCUGGCGUUGGGCUCGCACCGCCGGCAUCGCCCUCCUCGUGUUCGCGGUGACCGCCUUCAUCCUCCAGAACGCCGGCUUCGUGUCCACCCUCGCUGACGACGUCCCCCUCUCCGAGAAGCUCGCUCUUCGCGCCGCCUGGCGCUCGGAGGAGGCCGCGCACGCCGCCGACCGCACCAAGUGGGCGAUCGAGCGCGCCCGGUGGGGCGACGAGCGCACCCGGUGGGACGCGGAGCGGCUCGAGUGGGCGCACGAGCAGGAGGGCAUCGCGCGCGAGCGCCAGGCGUGGGCGCAGGAGCAGGCGCGCUGGGCGCAGUGGCGGAAGGAGGUCGCCGCGCGUCGCGGCGGCGCGCACUUCACGCCGCCGUGGCACGCGGGCGGGGGGACGUGCGCGGCGUACGGGACGCGCGCGUACAGCGCGUACAUGCGAGACAUCCCGGCGGACGCGGACUGGUACGAGGUCUGCAUGAACACGGCGUACAACUUCCACGGGCGAUGGGUCGAGCCGGACCAGUGCGAGCGCGGGGGCCGAGGCGAGGUCUGGGCUACGUGGUUCAUCGGGUUUGGAGAGCCUGAGUGCGUUACCUAUUGGGGUGCGUUCAGGGAAGUGGCCUCAGCUCCCGGGAAGAAGCGUUACGAGGCCCGCCUCAUGAAUCUGCGCCACGGAGACACCUGGGACGACAUGUGUCGGACCAGCCCUGCAGAUUUCCGCGGUCGCCACUUCGAGCAUCCCACCGCCUGUGAGGACAGGGACGGCCGCACCGGUGUCUUUGAGUUCAAUGAGUAG